GGGUUUUGGACUCAGAAAAAGCAAGUACGUGGCUACCCCUGGAACCAUAUCUAGUUAUUGGGGACCGAUCGACCCCGAACGCACCCGACAGGACCACCCUACCGCCGUCUGAUCCACCCAGUCAACUCUUCUAUGGCGUCGCUUUUUACUUCAUGGAGAAUAUAGACGAUGAUCUCUACACACCCGACAUCAAAGACCUCGUCCGCCUGAUCAAAUUCGGAGGU
Messenger RNA from Sphaeroforma arctica JP610, 224 nucleotides. RefSeq lists its product as hypothetical. NCBI's taxonomy places the organism in Eukaryota, Ichthyosporea, Ichthyophonida. The record is from RefSeq and is a predicted model, not a curated record. The annotation marks the transcript as partial. The transcript has 2 exons.